AUGCCUGCCAAAUCGUCUCUCGUGCCAGACUUCCUUGGCAAGACGGUCGAUAACGGACGCUUGCUCUUGCAUCGUGUCCUGGGCUCUGGCGCGUACGGCGUUUGUUACGAGGCUCGUUGCGUAAACGAGAACUCGGAGGGACCCAAGUCUUUUGCCGUCAAGUGCAUCAUCAAGGUUGGUCUCGACGACCGGCAGCGCAUGUUCCAGCGUAGAGAGCUCAAGCUGCACGCUGCGGCAUCUGCCCACCCAGGUGUCGUCACUCUCCAUCGUGUCUUCGAAGAGGGCAGCUGCGUAUUCCUUGUGCUCGACCUCGCCGAGGGCGAUCUCUUCAGUAUGAUCACCGAGAAGCACAUAUACCUUGGACGCGAUGCCUCAUCAAACAUGUCUUUUGUCAGCUCAUCGACGCUUUGGAGUAUUGCCACACGCGCGGCAUCUACCACCGCGACCUCAAGCCAGAGAGUGAAUAUCCUAUGCAUCCGUGGUGGGUCCAAGGUCAUGAUCUCAGACUUUGGGCUUGCGACCGCAGACCCCGUCUCAAACGAUUUUGGGUGUGGAAGCUCCUACUACAUGAGUCCUGAGUGUCACGGCGGCGUCUUCCACCGCGUCACCGCCUACGCUACUCGUCAGAAUGAUAUAUGGGCCCUCGGUGUCAUCCUUGUCAACUUGACGUGUGGUCGAAACCCGUGGCGUCAGGCUGGUCCCGCCGACGACACUUUCCGUGCCUACGUCCGUGAUCGCGAUUUCCUACCCAAUAUCUUGCCUGUAUCGUACGCCUGCAACCAGAUCCUCAAGCGCAUCUUCACAAUCGAGCCCAAGGAUCGCAUCACGCUGCCAGAACUUCGACAGGCGAUUCGCAAGGUGGAGCGCUUCACUAUGACCAACGAGGAGCUCCGUCGCGCACCCGAGGCAUGCAAGGCGGCGGCACGAGCUGCAUGGACCGAUGCUCAAAAGGUGGCGAGGCGCAAUCUCCUCACUGUCCCACCCAUCAUUGUCGACGAGCUCAGUCCGCCCAUCGCUGACGAUGAUGUUUUGGUCGCACGCAGCGACGAAGGCUACCUACCAGACGACAACCUGACUCGAUCCUUCUCGGCUGGCUCCGAGCACGUUACAGUCUCGCCAUCUGAUCCUGAGCAAGCAGAACGCCUUGACGAACCAAGAUGUGUCGCUAGCAGGUCUGUAUCCUCGCUGGCUCAUGAGGUGCCUGGUCGUUCUUCGUCUACGCUCUCAUCGUCGUCCACUGUCGCUGAGUCGGAUGGUCCCAUCACGCCCGAAUGGAACCCCAACGCCGACAACGCUGCAGCCCUUCCCGACGUCAACGAAGAGCCUCUGGAUCUCAAUGCUGCUCCUGCAGCCUCUGCAGGCAAGCCCAAGGUUGUUGGUGGUCUUACUGCCGAGCGAGUGCAAAAGGAUGCCCCAUCGAGCACGAUGCGUGGUGUCAAGGAUCUGUGGAAACGAGUGCGAGCGUAG
Molecule: messenger RNA, 1467 nt
Organism: Serendipita indica DSM 11827
Lineage: Eukaryota; Fungi; Basidiomycota; Agaricomycetes; Sebacinales; Serendipitaceae
Source: the annotation of a GenBank genome assembly